Messenger RNA from Aspergillus candidus, 1785 nucleotides. RefSeq lists its product as uncharacterized. NCBI's taxonomy places the organism in Eukaryota, Fungi, Ascomycota, Eurotiomycetes, Eurotiales, Aspergillaceae. The transcript is spliced from 10 exons. Bases 308 to 1711 code for a protein of 467 amino acids. Gene Ontology annotation, molecular function: protein binding. The record is from RefSeq and is a predicted model, not a curated record. Gene Ontology annotation, cellular component: Cul4-RING E3 ubiquitin ligase complex.
GUUUGACAUGGACGACGGGUCAGAUCUCACCAUGUGCCUCUGAUUCACACCAUUUUGAACUGAAUAACCCAUGAAAAGUAUAGAACUGUCAUUGUGAUCACCUAUAGACUCGCUGGGUUGCUGCAUGAUCGCAUCGCCCGUUCACGAUUGCGAUUACAGCGUACUACUACUAUACAUAUUGCGCAGCACGCAUAUCUUAGGCAUUUGUCAAGCCCCAGACACCUGAUGAAUCUACUUCGGUUUAUAUUCAACAAAGCUAUAUCCAGCUUACCCUAGUCUCGGCCACUCUGACGGCUGCCAAGCGACCAUGAAUAGAGAAAUUCCUGGAUUCUACUAUGAUCCCGAAAAGAAAAAGUAUUUCAAGAUUGAGGCGAGCCAUAAAUCCGCCCCAGGAUCUAAUUACUCCAAAGAUGCCGUCAAACGGAAACGUAAAGAACACGAGAAACGCCAGAGAAAAAUCCUCAUUACCCAGAGGACUGCCAAAGAGAAGAUCAAAAAAGCCGCCUUUUUGGAACAUCCGUUCAUCGGAGCCAUACGCGAACUGGGCUAUCAGCCCUCGUCCAAUGGCUUCCGACUGGAGCAGCGGGGCUUGAUCUACGCCAGCCAGUUCCGUCGGAAUCGAGUGCACCAGUUUGAGCCGUGGCCAGAUGAUGAGUACUCCAUCAAACAUCUGCUGCGAAACAGACGCUCCGGGGUCCUGAUUGCUAGUGGCCACCGUGGUGGUGAAUCUUCAGUCUCGGUAUGCUUUCCAGACUGUGACCAAGGCAAAUGGACCUACAACCGGACCAUGGAACGGGUCCUCUUCAAAGAGCCAUACAGGAUCUCAUCGAUAUCAUUAAGCCAUACCGGCUAUCUGCUAGCCACAAUGGACAGUGGCCCGCGGGGCGACUCGUUCCUAGCACCACGAAUGCUUCCCGACCCCGACGACGCCGGGGAUUAUCGCUGGCCUUCUUCUUCAUUCUACUCAACUCGCAUCGCCCUCACCCCAUCUCUCUGGUGUUCAGCCGCCUGCCCAGAGGGAACCACUCCCCGAUUCGCAGUCGGCACAUCGCAAGGCCUACACACGAUCGAAGGAUUCGCAAGUUACUGGUCACUUUCCAAGAAACCCUUCGCCAACGACGUAGUGACAGGAAAACCAAUCACCCACCGCAAGAUGGACUCCUCCCACGCCCUUGUCACCAGCGUCGAAUGGCUCUCCUCGGACGUGAUCGCAGGAGGUCUCCUAGACUCCACAGUCUUUCUGCACGACCUCCGCAGCGGAGGCACAGCAACCCGACUACAGCAUACGCACGCCGUCUCAAAGAUUCGGAAAGUCGACCCGUAUCGAAUUGUCGUAGCAGGCUUGAACUCGCUCAAAAUGUACGACAUCCGCUACCCACCCAACGGCCUCCAACGCAACCCCAAACCAAACAGCAAACAACACACCUCCACAAAACCCUACCUCUCUUUCCCAGACUACUCCCCCACCAGCACCCCCGACUUCGACAUCUGUCCCGAUCUUAGCCUCCUCGCCAGCGCAUCCGACGACAACCGCAUCCAACUCUUCUCCCUAACGACAGGCGAGCAGAUCGCCUCUCCCAUCUCCAAAUACCAAUACUCGCAACCCAUCUCGUCUAUCUGCUUUGAGCCCGGCGAUGGGUGUCUGAAGGGUCCGCAGACGCCGAGUUUACUGGUGUGUUCGCAGGCUACUGUUGAUGAGUGGAAUUGGUGAUUGGAAUUCGUAUCUGAAAUGUAAAUAGGUAGAUAGGCAUGGGAAAUCUAUUACUCUAUAUCCUGGGAGAGGAG